This is a messenger RNA of Parnassius apollo (apollo), 210 nucleotides long. The record is from the annotation of a GenBank genome assembly. Lineage: Eukaryota; Metazoa; Arthropoda; Insecta; Lepidoptera; Papilionidae.
AUGGUAAUAGCUGUAGGUAAAACAGGAGUUAGACCAGUGGCUCUAGUCUGUGAUCAGGGUACAGCAUUUCAACAUGCCCUAAAGAGUCUUCAAGAGGAUACAAGGCGAGAGCAAAAAAUUUUAGAUGGAAGGAUUGAUGAUAUGAUUGUAAUUAAUGGCCAUACACUUAGUGUAAUUCACGAUUUACGUCAUCUAAUAAAAGGAUUUUAA